Oncorhynchus kisutch (coho salmon) is the source of this 3296-nucleotide messenger RNA. Its product is annotated as TBC1 domain family member 15. Gene Ontology annotation, biological process: activation of GTPase activity. Gene Ontology annotation, molecular function: GTPase activator activity. The coding region runs from base 108 to 2228 and encodes 706 amino acids. NCBI's taxonomy places the organism in Eukaryota, Metazoa, Chordata, Actinopteri, Salmoniformes, Salmonidae. The record is from RefSeq and is a predicted model, not a curated record. The transcript is spliced from 17 exons.
CUGCGCCUGCGCUGCUACGGAAAUGCGGAAGAUGACUUGUCACUGUUGUUGUGGAAGCUGUCAGGCACGUGAGCUGUGCUACGUCGUCGUAAGUGGUAAUAGGCGAUAUGUCGGCUGAUACUCCUCCCAAGGUGUUAUUUGAACAUGAAGGUGUUUUCAUUCACUCAAAUACUGAAGACAGUGAAGACCAAGAUCUGCUUGUUUCUGGGUUCCUACGGAUUAUUGAUAAGGAUGGUGAAAUCAUCGUGGAAUACAAACCCUUGGAGGACACUGUUGAUCCAUCCAACAUGCUCUGUGCUGGCAAGGAUUCCAGCUCAGUGAUGGAGUGGGCCUAUUGUCCUGGGGAGGAGAGGUCGUCACCUCAGCAGGCCGUGGUGCUGGAGCAGCAGCAGAGCUACGAGACCGAGUGGGACAUGAUCAACGCAGUCUCCUUUCCCAAGAGGAAACCCUGUUCCAACGGAGAGGGUGCAUUGAACCACACGCAUGAGAAAAGCAAGUGGUCCUUCACCUUCAGUGUGUGGGACUUGAGGUCUAUCACAGUGAAGGAGGAGGGCUGGUCCCGUCUGGUGUUCGGAAUGAAGGAGACACCCGCAUCACUGCCAUCCCUCCACUUCCACCAGGGGGGCAGUGAAGGCUUCCUUGACUGCCUGAGGAGAUACAUCAUAAUCACAGAGGCCCCAGAUGAUGAAACCUGCCUGCUGGUCAGCACUCCCAACCGAGCUCUCUCUCAGUCCUUCGAGAACCUUCUGGACGACAACAACUACGGCCUUGUUACUGUAAUGUGUCGUGCAAUAUACCUUUUAUACGAAUGGCACUUACCUGUAUGGAAAGAAACUUACUUUAGCAAAACGGUUUGCACAGAAAAGCUGAAGAAGGAUCCCUAUGUGACAACGUUGGGCGGCUUCUCCAAGGUCACCAACUACAUCUUUGACGCGUUCCGCGGCCCAGAGCUGGAGCAGCAGCAGCGGAAGCCCCAUGAGGAGGUAGCUGACCUGGACAUCCUGGGACUGGGAGAGGUCAUCCCUGGCCUGGAGAUCAACCAGCAGGAGGAACCUGGCUUUGAGGUUAUCACCAGGAUGGACCUGGGCGCCAGGCCAGAGGUAACAAGGAGGGAGCCACUGUCUGCAGAGGACUGGGCUAAGCACCAGGACCAGGAAGGAAGGGUGGAAAAUGUCCCUCAACUCAAGAAAAUCAUAUUCAAAGGUGGCUUGUGCCAUGCGGUGAGGAAAGAGGCCUGGAAGUUUCUGCUGGGAUAUUACCCCUGGGACAGCACCUACGACGAGCGGAAAGGCCAACAGAGGAGGAAAACGGAUGAGUACUUCAGGAUGAAGCUCCAGUGGAAGUCGGUGAGUGAGGAGCAGGAAAGGAGAAACUCCAGGUUAAGAGACUGCAGGAGCCUGAUAGAGAAGGACGUGAACAGAACAGACAGAACCAACAGGUUCUAUGAAGGCAUAGACAACCCAGGCCUGGUGUUACUACAUGACGUCUUGAUGACGUACUGCAUGUAUGAUUUUGAUCUGUGUUAUGUUCAGGGUAUGAGUGACCUCCUCUCCCCAAUCCUCUAUGUGAUGGACAACGAGGUGGAUGCCUUCUGGUGUUUUGUCUCCUUCAUGGAUCAAAUGCACCAGAACUUCGAAGAGCCGAUGCAGGGCAUGAAGACUCAGCUGAUCCAGCUCAGUACUCUGUUGAGGCUGCUGGACCUGGCCUUCUGGAACUACCUCGAGUCACAGGAUUCAGGUUACCUGUAUUUCUGUUUCCGGUGGUUACUGAUCCGCUUCAAGAGGGAGCUCAGUUAUCCAGAUGUCCUUCGUCUGUGGGAGGUCAUGUGGACUGGCCUGCCCUGCCAAAACUUCCAUCUGCUGGUGUGCUGUGCCAUCCUAGACUCGGAGAAAAGGAAAAUCAUGGAGGAAAACUAUGGCUUCAAUGAGAUCCUCAAGCACAUCAAUGAACUAUCAAUGAAGCUGGACAUUGAAGAAAUCCUUCACAAAUCAGAGGCUAUUUGUAUGCAGAUCAGAAGUUGUAAGGAUUUGCCUUAUUCAAUAAGUGAGAUCCUGGGAUUCAACACAGAAAGCAAAUUUCCCAGAUUAGAAGGGAGGGAGUUUGGAACUCUUGAUUCCCCUCAGUACCCCAGACCCACACAGAUACAGGAGGUCUUCUCUAAUGGUCACAACAGACAUUACAGAGAACCCCCUACUCACAAUGGCUGCAAAGUCUCCUUCAUAUCAUAGUGAACAAUAUCAUUCACACAGACUUGCAAUGUCCACAUACCAGAAAGAGUAUUUUGGAUUCAGUUAUUGGAUAAGUUGGUAACUGAAACCAGUUUAUCAAGUACCUAUAAGAAGAAAUUUGAAGAGAAAAGAAUGUAAAAAAUGAUUUAAAAUUUUCAAAUGGUAUUGUUUUUGUAAUUUCUUGUACCAUAUUGUCUUUCAUUGAAAUGGUAAGUCAUUCCUUCAAUCCUUGCUAAGGAUAUUUUGUAAAGACGGGCAUGGUGAGUUUGCAUUGUGAAGUUAUAAUGUGCUGUUUUUUAUUUAAACUAUAACCUUUUCCUGAGUCAUGCGCACAAGUAUUAAAAUCUAGUCCUGGGAUUUCAAUGUUUAUUGAUUCAAAUGUUGAAAAGUUAAGGAAAGGCCUACAGAGUUAAGAUUUGUCCAAAUAUUAAUUUGAUAGUAAAUGACAAAAGGCUGUACAAUAUGUGUUGUCUUGACGCUCUGUGAUAAUAAGACACUUUUGAAGAUUAAAAUAUUUAGAACAAAGCAAAAACCAACAUGUCCUUGUUACUCGGCUUUCCCAGUGAAUACAAAUACAGCCUUUGAUUGUGUACUCAAACAUCAGUACUAAUGCGUUUAUUUAGGUCUAUAAGAUUGGACCUUUUUCUUAGUGAUGAAAGAUUUCAUUUUAACUCUCAUUUCAUAUGUAUCUGGUACUGUAUUGAUAAAGCCUCUUGAGUAGAAGGAUCCGGUCCCACCUCGGAGACGUGGCCCAAAAAUACUAUUUGAGCAAGGUUGGGUCCAGUCCACCCACAUCACUUGUAUGUAACAUUUUCCUGGAAGACUUCCUUUGACCAUAUUUGGCAAAAACUCAUAGAUUUUUGGGCUCCAAAAUAUCAAUGGUAUUACAAUUUUGUUGACUGUUUAUACCAUAGUAUUAAAUUGUUUUGCUUGUUUUCCAACUAUUUUAAUUGUGGACUGUCUAUCUGGCCCAGGAGGAAAACAGUAGUAAGUUCUUCAGAACUCAAUGAGUUGUGGACUAUUACUUAAGGCAAUAAACGCAAUCCUUUUAAGAUUUAUUUCAAUUUA